This is a messenger RNA of Rhizoctonia solani, 783 nucleotides long. Its product is annotated as glutathione S-transferase. Bases 1 to 783 code for a protein of 260 amino acids. The record is from RefSeq and is a predicted model, not a curated record. The transcript has 3 exons. Lineage: Eukaryota; Fungi; Basidiomycota; Agaricomycetes; Cantharellales; Ceratobasidiaceae.
AUGGCUGCUACCAAGGAAAAUCCCAUAAUCUUUUACGAUAUUCUAUCUGAGCAUGGUACUUGGUCCUGCAACACUUACAAGACAAGAUUGACCCUCAACUACAAACGCAUACCUUAUCGCGUUGAAUACCUAUCUUACCCGGACAUAGCUCCUAAACUGAAGGAGUUGGGUGUGCGAACAACAGACCCUGCCCCGUUCAUUGCCUACACAUUGCCAAUGAUAGCGGAUCCAUCGUCUGACCCAAAUGGCAAGCCAACCUACGUCGUCGAGUCAUUUGACAUCGCCGUGUACCUGGACAAAACUUACCCGGCUCCAAAGUACCCCGCGCUGUUCCCUCCAGGAACUCGUGCCGUCCAAAAAAUCACGAGUGAUCUAUUCAUGAACGAAGUAGGCUAUACGCUUUUGCCUGGCUUGGUCCCUCUCACAGCCCGCCCGGGUUUCCUCGACGAACGAGGCCGCCAAUAUUUCUUGAAGACGCGCGAACAAUAUAUGAAACUCAUUCCCGACGAUACCAGCAUCGGUUCCAAGUUUUGGGGUGACGCACACGAAAAGUGGAAAUGGUUCGGCGAAGUACUCGAUUUAAACGAAGAAGGGCCGUUUGUGACUGGGAAGCAAAUCUCAUUCACUGACUUUGCUGUUGGAGGGAUGAUAUUCUUCGUACGCACUGUUGAGGGAGGAGAGAUGCAGAGGUGGAAGGCAAUGGCCGAAUGGCAAGGGGGUCGAUGGGCUCGUCUUUGGGCUGAGAUUGAAAAAUUGGAGAAGGAAUCUACCGAAGUUGCUUGA